Molecule: messenger RNA, 3706 nt
Organism: Ctenopharyngodon idella (grass carp)
Lineage: Eukaryota; Metazoa; Chordata; Actinopteri; Cypriniformes; Xenocyprididae
Product: zinc finger protein 665-like
Exons: 5
Coding region: 476-2641 (721 amino acids)
Cellular component (GO): nucleus
Source: RefSeq, a predicted model, not a curated record
GUCAAAACAUUUCAAAUCAAAGGUGUCAGAAAUGUGAAUCUGUUGUGAAGAACCUUUAAAUUUAUAAUUUUAUUUACAUUGAUGAAAUGUAAUACUGUGUUGAUUUAAUUAUUAUAAUCUUUUGUGAUGUCCGUAUGUCCCCUAUUUUAUCAUAUUUUUUUCUCUCUCAUUGUUGUUUUUAUAUGUAUACUUAAUUUACAAUUUAAAAAGAAAAUUGUGUUUCAAUUUAGAUGGACACAUGAAUUAACUCAUGUACAACCUUUUUAACGUGUUUCUUUUUAUUUUAAUACAAAGAUUAUCUGGUAAAACAGUCAGAUUUCUAUGCACUUCUGUGAUUUUAGACAAUGCUGUGUGUGUGUGUGUGUGUGUGUGUGUGUGUGUGUGUGUGUGAACAGGACUUUUAUUUUGGAGUGACGACAUGACGUCAUAAGACUGCGCCGAACUCCUUCAUCUGUUGUGAUUCUGAUGAAUAAAGAUGGCGUUCAUUAAAGAGGAGACUGAAGACAUGAAGAUUGAUUUUAUUAAAGAGGAGACUGAAGAAAUAAAGAUUGAAGAAACAUUCAGUGUGAAACAUGAAGAUACUGAGGAACAAACAGACCUAAUGACACUGAAAGAGGCGAGUCAUGAACUUAAUGAAAUGCAAGAAGAGAAAAAACAUUAUGAUAAACAUAAUGAUUUCAUGACUGGGGAAAGAGCGACACAGGCUAAAAAGUCUUCCUCACGAAAAAGAGCUCAAAAGACAGGAACUAAAAGUUAUUUCACCUGCCAACAGUGUGGAAAGAGUUUUAAACAACACAGAUUACUUAAAGUCCACUUGAGAGUUCACACUAGAGAGAGCCCCAUCACUUGCCAACAGUGUGGAAAGAGUUUCACACGUGAAGAUUACCUUAAAGUCCACAUGAGGAUUCAUACGGGAGAAAAGCCUUACACCUGCCAACAGUGUGGAAAGAGUUUCAGUCAAAAAGGAAAUCUUAAAGACCACAUGAGAAUUCACACUGGAGAGAAACCUUUCACCUGCCAACAAUGUGGACAGAGUUUCAGUCAAAAAGGAAGUCUUAAAGUCCACAUGAGAAUUCACACUGGAGAAAAGCCUCACACCUGCCAACAGUGUGGAAAGAGUUUCCCUGUAAAAGGAAGACUUAUAGUCCACAUGAGAAUUCACACUGGAGAGAGCCCAUUCGCCUGCCAACAGUGUGGACAGAGUUACAAAGAAAAAGGAAAACUUGAAAUCCAUAUGAGAAUUCACACUGGAGAAAAGCCUCACACCUGCCAACAGUGUGGAAAGAGUUUCAGUAGAAAAGGAAGUCUUACAGCCCACAUGAAUAUUCACACUGGAGAGAAGCCAUACACAUGUGAUCAGUGUGGAAAGAGUUUCACACAUAAAUUGACCCUUUAUAACCACAUGAAUAUUCAUACCGAAGAGAAGCCAUUCAUUUGUGAUAAGUGUGGUAAGAGUUUCAGAUUAAAAGGUAACCUUAAGAGCCACACGAGGAUUCACUCGAAAGAGAAGUCUUUCAGAAGUCGUCACUGUGGAAAUAGCAGAGGUGUAAAGAGUACCUGCUCCUCCCACUGCAGUCACAUCAAUAAAUGCUGGAAUAUUCCCAUCAGAAGAGCACUGAAGCAUCAGGAAGAGCUGGAAACUGCAGAGAACAUGAGUGAUCCAGAACCCUGCAGAAUGAAACACACUGAAGAUACUGAAGAACAAAGAGACCUGAUGGAAGAAAGCGAGGAGAGUGAAGAACUAAAGACAUUUCUGAAGAAAAGAGCCAAGAAAUCUUUCACCUGCACUCAGUGUGGAAAGAGUUUCUCAACCAAACAACAUCUUAAGGAUCACAUGAGAGUUCAUACAGGAGAGAAGCCGUUCACAUGUGAUCAGUGUGGGAAGAGCUACAGUCAAUCAUCAAGCCUUAAAGCACACAUGAGGAUCCACACCGGAGUGAGACCGUUCACAUGUCACCAAUGUGACAAAACAUUUCUUGGGGAAUCAACCUUAAAGAAACACCUGAGAGUUCAUACAAAGGAGAAGCCAUAUUCAUGUUCUGUGUGUGGAAAUAGUUUUUCACAGCUGCAUUAUUUACAUAAACAUGAGAAAAUACACACUGGUGUGAGAGAGUACAUGUGCUUUGAGUGUGAGAAGACUUUUACUAUAGCAAACCAUUUAAAACAGCACCAGAGAACUCACACUGGAGAAAAACCUUACAAGUGUUCACACUGUGACAAGAGAUUCAGUCAGUCAUCAUCUCUGAAAACACAUGAGAUGAUCCACACUGGAGAAAAACCUUACAAGUGUUCACAGUGUGACAAGAGAUUCAGUCUGUCAUCAAAUCUGAAAACACAUGAGAGGAUUCACACUGGAGAAAAACCUUACAAUUGUUCACAGUGUGACAAGAGAUUCAGUCAGUCAUCACAUCUGAAAACACAUGAGAGGAUCCACACUGGAGAAAAACCUUACAAGUGUUCACAGUGUGACAAGAGAUUUAAUCAGUCAUCAUAUCUGAAAACACACAAGGAGAUCCACAGCAGAGAGAAGCGGCACACGUGUGAUCGGUGUGGAAAGAGUUUCUCUUUUAAAAAUCAGCUGAAGAUACACAUGAAGAUCCAUGCAGUGGAGAAACCACAUCACCACAGUCUGCAAUCAUGAUAAGUAGUUCAUCUUUGUGUGCUGAGCAACAAUCCCUCUUCUGUGUAAGGUAGACAAAUCUCUCCUCUCCACCUAUAGUUGGCGCUGUUGCUCUGUGGCUGCUGUUGAAUUAUCCAGGUUGUGAAUGAGGAGAGACCCCGAAAUGCCUCAUUCAUUCAUUUAUUCAUAGUUAACUGUUUCUCAAUAUGUGCUCUUGUCUGUACUUGUUUGAACGUCAUCAGUCGCUGUCCAAGUACUGUUCCAAUUCAAAGUUCACAUCUAGCCAAGUACAGUUCAAAUCCCCGGAUGUGUUCUUGAUCCGCCAUUUUAUCGAGGAUGCAUUGAGAGGUGACUUGUGCAGAAUGCAUCUUGCACUAACCAGCAAGUGUCAGUAGCAGAGGAGAAAACCCAUGUAACACACUACUGUUAUUAUGUCAUGAUAUGUAGUUUUAAGAGUUUUCAGGCAUGUAGGAAUGUACUGGUUUAAAGCUCAAAUUUGUGGUUUAUUGAUAAAAGUAGCACCUAUUUGGAGUUGUGAGAUCCAGAUGAUCACUGGGCGCUCAUGUACCCCGCUGAGAGCAUCCUUACCUCAGCUAGUCCUUCUGACGUUUGCCGCUGGCUCUGAUGUCUCUGUAGUGCUUAAACAUAAUAUAAUUCAUCUUUUGUAAAUCUAACGGGUGAUCUUUGGUCUCAUAAAUCUAUAAUUUGUUGAACUAAAAGUGAAAUCUCAUAACUUAUAGUUUACUGUUGUAGCCUAUUAGAGCGCUGACUUUGUAUGUUUGACUGAAUCAUUUGCUUUAUUUUUCAUUGUAGCUUCUUAUACCUUUUGUUUAUACUUAUAUAAUGGGUAUUUGGCUAUUGUUGGCCAUUAAAACUGACAUUUAACAAAAAGAGUCAGGGGUGUGUUUUAUAUUUGCAGACUAUAUGCACAUAUUGACACAUAUGUUUGAUAUUUUUAAAAUGGAAACAAAAAGAGGAAGAACUGUGUUUUAUAGUUUGUUUGGUAAUAACUAUACAUGCAGUGAAGACUGUAACACUCUGCCUAAAUAAGGCAGGCUACACAAAUAAAGUUUUUUCUUUUCCCUC